This is a messenger RNA of Acanthopagrus latus (yellowfin seabream), 3972 nucleotides long. It is a transcript of the gene atat1, whose product is annotated as alpha tubulin acetyltransferase 1. Lineage: Eukaryota; Metazoa; Chordata; Actinopteri; Spariformes; Sparidae. The transcript has 12 exons. Gene Ontology annotation, cellular component: microtubule. Gene Ontology annotation, molecular function: tubulin N-acetyltransferase activity. The record is from RefSeq and is a predicted model, not a curated record. The coding region runs from base 272 to 1603 and encodes 443 amino acids. Gene Ontology annotation, biological process: alpha-tubulin acetylation.
GGAGUGACUCACAAGACACAAUGGAGCUGCAGUGACAAUGUAAAUAGAUGGUGCCUGUUCUGCUAUUCAAACAGAGGAUUAUUUAGUGUCACUGGAAUUCUGUCAACGUAAUGGUGAAGUGCUAUUGUCCCCGGGCUGCUAGAAGCUAGCUAACUGUUGUUUGUACGCUAACGAAUCACCUCGGUGAGAUAGCGAGCAGCCCUGGUAGCGAGCUAGCUAAGCACCUGCUCGAGCUGUGGGUUCUGUCCAGCUAAUCUGCCUGAGAGGUAUCAUGGAGUUUCCCUUUGACAUAAACAAGUUAUUCUCCGAGAGGGUCUCUGUCUUGGACCAGACCCUCAUUGCAGGGCGUUCAUCGGCAGGAAGGCCAGAUCUUCAAGCCCACUUAACGACAGUUAUAGAUGAACUUGGGAGAGCCUCAGCAAAGGCCCAACAGCUCACAGCACCUAUAACAAGUGCUUCCAAGCUGCAGUCCCAGAGGCAUCAGCUGUAUUUGCUGAAGGAUGGCGAGAGCAACGGAGGACGUGGCGUGGUCGUGGGAUUUCUCAAGGUCGGCUAUAAGAAGCUUUUUCUGCUUAAUCCACAGGGGGUCCACAUUGAGGCAGAGCCACUGUGUGUGUUGGAUUUUUACAUCGCAGAGAACUUGCAGAGGCAUGGCUAUGGGCUGGAGCUGUUUGAUUUCAUGUUGCAGCACAAGAAUGUCGAGCCAGUUCUUAUGGCUUACGACAGGCCCUCGCCCAAGUUCCUGUCGUUUCUGGCAAGGCAUUACUGCCUGACACAGAGUGUUCCUCAGGUCAAUAACUUUGUGGUUUUUGAAGGCUUCUUCCUCAACAUAUCAGCAGCCCAGUUGAGAAAGGUUCCCCUAAAAAAGCCGGACGGAGAGAUCAAACCCUACUCUUUAAUGGAGAGAGAAGUGGUGCGUCAGGAGCAGAGGGCUCUUCCCUGGCCGUUUCGUCCUCCUCACUCCCCCCAGCGGUCGGUAUCCUCCCAGUACUCCCACUCCCUCAGCGUGGGAUCAUCCCCCAGCAGGGCGCCCACUCGAGCCGCCCCAGCUUCUGCCCCUGGGGGGAGCAGGGACCAGAGCCCAGAGUCCCCUCUAAUCGAUCGCUGCAGGGCAAGACGCACCAGCCAACAGGGUCUAGUUGCCAGACGCAGCAUGUACAGUCGACACCUGGACAACAGAGUUGUAGGACUGCCGGACAGACACUUGCCGGGUCUGAGGCCAGUGGAGGAUCAGUCACACGCACUGGGACAUACAGACACACACAGGUUGGCCAGUAUGCACACAUCACAAAGCAGGUCCCAACAUCUCUCACUCCCAUCUCUGUAUGCAUGCAAGAAGGAUGACACAUGCAGCAAGACCUCCCUAGACAGCAGGGAGACACACAUGGACAGAUGUUCUGAAACCUUUGGUACUGCAGAGGAGAUCAGGGUGUUGGACAGUUCACGGCGUCAAAAAGGAGGCAUGGCGGUCAACCAGAGACAUCUGUUGGAGAAGGAGAGUGACAGGAGAGGACAAGGCUGGUCGUGGAUUGUAGGAGAGAACUGCUACACCGCCCAGUGGGUGAAGCAGAAGCAGGAAUACAGGAGCACCCGGCCCUGGUGAUCAGGGGCGGGCGUAAUCAGGGGCCCGGGUGCCCUUGGGGCUCUUUUAAAUGUUGCUGCCAAAAAUUAACUUGUUAGCGAACUCAUGGCGAACUCAGGCCCAUUCAUUGCUUAAUUGCUGAAGGGAACAAGUGCUGAAGCAUAGAUUCAGUGUAACCUUCAGAGGUUUUCAGGAGCAUUGAUAAAGUGAUUUCCUGUCCAAGUGCCCAGAGCUCUUUCUAAAAUUUUCAGUUCUGGGCUCAAACUAUGUUCUGGAAAAAAUAUGGCCAGUCUUGUCCACAGCAGCUAUUGUAGUGUCUUUUUAAUUUGAUCUCCAAGUUGAGUGAUUUAACUAUAAUGGGUUGAUCAAACCUGUGCUGGAGCCAAUCAACUCUUCAGACAGCAGCCAACUCACUUAAAAAUACUGGUCGUAUUGAAGCAGCCGUAUAGAGGCAGGAGUUGAUAACCAUAGGGGCAUUAGCUCUCAGCACUCAUUGUUGGUGUUUGCUGCUUCAUAUGCCAAAAGGUUUCAGUAUUCGUCAAACAAAGUGCUUGUCAGAUUGACCAACAGUGUUUGAAAGCCCUCCUCCAGCAGCUGGAGGGCAAUGUCCAAAAAUGCUUGUAAGAUGAAGAGGUUUAAAGUACAACCGCAGUGAGUUUAUAAACUUGUUGUCGCAUUUUGGAACAAAGAGUGUACAGUAUUUGCUAAAUUCAUCCCCAAAACACCCAUAAUCUGCAAACUAAAAAUCUGUUAAAAGGUGUCACUAUGCUUUAAAGGACGUGGUUUUCAGAUUGUCUAUCAGCAAACACUUCUGUAUCUUACGUCAUGGCAUAGAUAGCACUGGUGAAAUGUUCUGCUUGUGAGACAAAGCCAAUUUAAAUUUUGCUAAGCCUUAGAGCUGCACCUAUUACUAACAGGCUGUGACUUCCUGUAUACUGAAAGUCUUGAUUGCCAACAAGAAGAAAAGUUUAAAAGCUUUACCUUAACACUGCUGAGAUCUUCUAACUGGCUGCCAGCGCUAGUCAUAGUAGUGUCCCUCUAGUCUUGCUUCCAUAAGGGCCAGAUGCACAAAUCAGUGUGUACACACAAAGACAGAAACAUGCAUAGUCACUGUUUUCUAUCACAUCUAUUAAGCUGUCUGGCGCCUGAACCUGUUUUAUUAAUCUCAACCAUUGUGUCCGGGCACAUGUGCUUGAGCUUUAUUUACGUUCCCACAAUUCAUCCAUAAAUGGAUGUAGAAAAGGCCAUAAACAUUCAUUUGUAUACUGAUACGUGUGCCUGUUCCAUUAAACCUGCCAAUGAGAGGAAAAGGUUCAUCUGACUGUGUUUCAUCAGUGAGGUUCUCCAACAGGCUCAGAACAGCUGUCAUUGCACAGCUUUGGCUGUUUAUAGAGGCCGCACAUAUAGCCUUGCUGUACACUGCCAUCAUGGUAAUAUCCCUUCCGCCAUUAUUAAAUGUCAGUGGGAUAAGCAAUGAUUAAUCUGUAGAGCUCACUUUUAAGCAGACUUUUCAAAGUGCUGUUUUUUUUAAAUCAAAUGAAAAGUCAGUUAGUGGGGAAGUAAUGGUUCCAAUGUUAAUAAAAAGCAUGAUGAAGUUAAUCACUCAUAAAUUACUUGAAAGUUUAAAAUGCACCUCUGAGUGACAUUUUACUGAACACAAAAUAAUAAAACCAUCAGUCCUAAAAAAUGUGCUACUCUCAAGGUCACAUCUCACCUUAUCUUUCAUGUCCACCUCAUCAUUUCGCCCUCAACUGUCACACAAAAAUCCAUGUUUACGCUGGUCUGGAGUGUAUGUGAGGUCAACCGCAGUCUUCCUUCGUAAAUACCUCUUUAUGUGUAGGAAAAUUGUCCUAUGUGUACUUACACCACUGUAGACCAGGCAGAUUUCACACGGGUUCACAGGUGAUGAGAAUGUGCGUACUGUUACACAUGUUUAACACGAUGUUACCACCUUAGAAACUCUUCAGUCUGAUUAGCGGGAUGUUGAGUUGACAUUUUGACAUUUCAUUCACUCAAUCGUGUUAGUACUAUAUCUAUAGUUUAAAAACCCUUCACUACGAUUACACAGUGACGUGUAAGUUGUUUACCUUGUUUUUACAGUCUUUUGUAAAUAUGUUUGUCAGUAUGCAUUUUGAUAAUUAUAAUGACUUUUUAAUGAAUAAGUAUAGAUGAUUUUGCUUCUGGAACUUCUCUUCCACACUAAACUAAAUUCUUGGCCUUUUUAUGCAAACCAGGUAAUGGGGGGGGGGUGUAAACAACAGCCUACAGUAAAUUGUGGGGAUGGUCAGAGAGCACGUACUUACAUUUCAGGAUGAAUCAGAUUUAUGAGGAGAAGGCACGUGGGAACAGACGUAUGUGAAGUUUAAUAAAUCUGACAAAAAGACAAACCA